Dictyostelium purpureum is the source of this 1224-nucleotide messenger RNA. RefSeq lists its product as uncharacterized. Gene Ontology annotation, molecular function: ribose phosphate diphosphokinase activity; magnesium ion binding. The record is from RefSeq and is a predicted model, not a curated record. The transcript is spliced from 2 exons. Gene Ontology annotation, cellular component: ribose phosphate diphosphokinase complex; cytoplasm. Lineage: Eukaryota; Evosea; Eumycetozoa; Dictyosteliales; Dictyosteliaceae. Bases 1 to 957 code for a protein of 318 amino acids. Gene Ontology annotation, biological process: purine nucleotide biosynthetic process; ribonucleoside monophosphate biosynthetic process; 5-phosphoribose 1-diphosphate biosynthetic process.
AUGGGUGAUAGAAUUAAAAUUUUAACAGGUAAUGCUCAUCGUGAAUUAGCAUCAGAAAUUUCAGAUGAUUUAAAUCUUGCAUUAGGUAAAGCUCAUGUUGGCAAGUUUUCAAAUGGUGAAACUAGUGUUAUGAUUAGCGAAUCAAUUCGUGAUAUGGAUGUCUAUAUCAUUCAACCAACUUGCAAUCCAAAUGUAAACGAUAAUUUAAUGGAAUUAUUAAUUAUGGCUGAUGCCAUCAGAAGAGCUUCAGCUCACAGAAUUACUGCAGUUAUUCCAUGUUUUGGUUAUGCUCGUCAAGAUAAAAAAGAUAAAUCAAGAGCCCCAAUUACUGGUAAAUUAGUUGCAAAUCUUAUCGAAACAGCAGGUAUUGAUAGAGUUAUUACUAUGGAUUUACACGCAAGCCAAAUUCAAGGUUUCUUCAAUAUCCCAGUAGAUAAUUUAUAUGCCGAACCACAAAUUAUUAAAUAUAUUAGAAAGAAUAUUCCAGGUGAAAAGGUUAUUGUUUCACCAGAUGCUGGUGGUGUCAAACGUGCCAAAUCAAUCUCUGAUAAACUUGAUGCCGAUCUUGCCAUUAUCCACAAAGAACGUAAGAAGGCCAAUGAAGUUUCAGGUAUGAUUUUAGUUGGUGAUGUUAAAGAUAAAGUUGCUUUAAUCGUUGACGAUAUGGCAGAUACUUGUGGAACUCUUGUUUCUGCAUGUGAAAUGCUCAUUAGCAAAGGUGCCACUAAAGUCUAUGCUUUAGUUACCCAUGGUGUUCUCAGUGGUGAUGCCAUUAAAAAACUUAACGAAUCUUCACUUACCGAAUUAGUUAUCACCAAUACCAUCCCACAUGCUGAAAAAGCUGCCCAAUGUCCAAAAAUUAAAACCAUCAACAUCGCUCAUACUCUUUCUGAAGCCAUUAGAAGAACUCACCAUGGUGAAUCUAUUUCAUCAUUAUUCUCUGAUGCAAACAAAUAAGGGAAAUCAAAUCAUUUUCUAUAUAUAUAAAAUAUAAAUAUAACAAAUAAUAUACUUUAAUAAUAAUAAUAAUAAUAAUAAUACAUUAUAACAAUAAUAAUAAUAAUAAUAACAAUAAUAAUAUACUUUUUUUUUUCUUUAUUUCUUUCUUUUUUUUUUUUAUUUUUAUUUUAUACACAAUAAUUUUAAAAAUAAUAAUAGUAGCAAUAAUAACAAUAUCCAUUUAAAAAAAUUUUCAAUUAUAUAAUUAAUUAUAUAUAUUUUUCU